Gossypium raimondii (Peruvian cotton) is the source of this 2186-nucleotide messenger RNA. Its product is annotated as pre-mRNA-processing factor 19. Gene Ontology annotation, molecular function: ubiquitin protein ligase activity; protein binding. The transcript is spliced from 18 exons. Gene Ontology annotation, biological process: mRNA splicing, via spliceosome; DNA repair; protein ubiquitination. Lineage: Eukaryota; Viridiplantae; Streptophyta; Magnoliopsida; Malvales; Malvaceae. Gene Ontology annotation, cellular component: Prp19 complex; cytoplasm; U2-type catalytic step 1 spliceosome. The coding region runs from base 154 to 1728 and encodes 524 amino acids. The record is from RefSeq and is a predicted model, not a curated record.
UUUGUUUUUCAUAUUAUUUAUUGUUUUUUCGACCGUCCCUUGCUCUUUCUUUUAGCUGCUGCUGCUGCUUCUGCUCCUAGUGUUUUUUUGCCUAUUGAAAAAUUUUCGAGUGUUGAUUUCAGUAGCCAUCGAAACCCUAAUUCCUCUUUCACCAUGAACUGUUCAAUCUCCGGUGAGGUGCCGGAGGAGCCCGUUGUCUCCACGAAAUCCGGCUUGCUCUACGAGAAACGCUUAAUCGAGCGUCAUAUUUCGGAUUAUGGGAAGUGUCCAGUUACUGGGGAGGUACUUACUAUGGACGACAUUGUCCCGGUCAAAACCGGCAAGAUUGUGAAGCCCAGAUCUUUAACAGCAGCUAGCAUUCCUGGGAUGCUUGGAAUGUUUCAGAAUGAAUGGGAUGCUUUAAUGCUAUCCAAUUUUGCAUUGGAGCAGCAGCUUCAUACAGCCAGGCAAGAGUUAAGUCAUGCACUCUACCAGCAUGAUGCUGCCUGCCGUGUGAUUGCAAGACUUAAAAAGGAAAGGGACGAAGCCAGGUCAUUGCUCGCACAGGCUGAGAGGCAGGCACCCUUGCCUGCAUCAGCAGCUACUGCCAAUGUUUCUGCUCUCAGCAAUGGAAAGAGAGCUGCAGAGAGUGAAGAUAUGGGCCCUGGUGGAAAGAGAAUGCGUCCUGGGGUUUCUGAUAGUAUUAUUUCUGAGUUAACAGAAUGUAAUGCAGCUCUGUCACAACAGCGUAAAAAGCGCCAGAUACCUCCCACUUUAGCUCCCAUUGAUGCUUUGGAGAGGUAUACCCAACUAUCUAGUCAUCCUCUUCACAAGACCAACAAACCUGGGAUCACUUCAAUUGAUAUCAAUCUUUCAAAGGAUAUUGUUGCCACUGGAGGGGUUGAUUCAAGUGCUGUACUCUUUGAUCGAACAUCUGGGGAGAUCUUAUCUACACUCAAUGGGCAUUCUAAGAAGGUUACUAGUGUAAAAUUUGUAGCCCAGAAUGAUGUAUUUUUAAGUGGUUCAGCAGAUAAGACUGUUCGCAUUUGGCAAGGGUCUGAAGAUGGAAAGUAUGAUUGCAGGCAUAUUUUGAAAGAUCAUACAGCUGAGGUGCAAGCUGUCACAGUCCAUGCCACUAACAACUACUUUGUAACUGCUUCACUUGACACGACGUGGUGUUUUUAUGAUCUUUCGUCUGGUUUAUGCUUGACCCAGGUUGAAGACCCAUCAAAUUCUAUGGGCUAUACGUCUGCAGCUUUUCAUCCUGAUGGCCUUAUCCUUGGAACUGGCACCACUGGAGCUACUGUUAGAAUUUGGGAUGUGAAGAGUCGGGGAAAUGUUGCCAACUUUGAUGGACACACUGGGGCUGUAACAGCCAUAUCUUUCUCAGAAAACGGUUACUUCCUUGCAACUGCUGCUCAUGAUGGUGUUAAGUUGUGGGAUCUACGCAAAUUGAAGAACUUUCGAUCUUUUGAAUUAUAUGAUCAAGACACACCAACCAACUCAGUGGAUUUUGACCAUAGUGGGAGUUACCUUGCAAUUGCUGGCUCAGAUAUAAGAGUUUACCAAGUUGGCAGCGUAAAAGCUGAAUGGAAUUGCAUCAAAACUUUACCUGAUCUGUCCGGCACAGGUAAAGCAACUUGUGUCAAAUUUGGUACAGAUGCGAAGUACUUGGCAGUGGGAUCAAUGGAUCGCAACCUUCGCAUAUUUGGCCUUCCCGAAGGUGAUGAUGCUUCAACAGAAUCAUAAAAAGAGAUCCCUUCUGUUCAUAUAUGAUAAGUUGCGACUGCUCGGUUUCGUGGUUAAAGUAGAACUGUCAGAUUUUGAGGUGGGUUUAAAUCUUUUAGUCUUGUGCUUCUGUUCCCAAAAAUGCUUUUUUGAAGCUAGGGAGGGCAUGAAUGUCUACCAUUGUUGCCAUUCCUCCAUUAAUCACUGUCUCAUUUAAAAAGGUUUUGAAGAAAUGAAGCCAGGUGAAAAUAUAUUAUAGACAAUUCCAACUCCUAGAACUGAACCAUCACUAGUGGGAUUUUUUAUCUUAAGUAGGCAGCACUUAUGGACUUUUUUUUUUUUUGGGUUUUAGUUUUGUUGUGGCCUUAGAUUGUAGUAUUUAUUUGUAUACACUGCAAGAGUGGAUGGUAUAUUUAGAGUUUUUAUGUACCAUUUUUAAUGUUUGCUGGUUUUUAAGAGGAUUCCUCCUCAUUGCUGCA